Messenger RNA from Conger conger (European conger), 2807 nucleotides. It is a transcript of the gene cxxc5b, whose product is annotated as CXXC finger protein 5b. The record is from RefSeq and is a predicted model, not a curated record. The transcript is spliced from 4 exons. Gene Ontology annotation, cellular component: nucleus. The coding region runs from base 692 to 1405 and encodes 237 amino acids. Gene Ontology annotation, molecular function: methyl-CpG binding; zinc ion binding. Lineage: Eukaryota; Metazoa; Chordata; Actinopteri; Anguilliformes; Congridae.
GAAGCAACAGUACCUAGUAAAUACGCCGGUCGCAGAAACACCCACAAUUUCAGCUAUAAUAACGAAUGUCUGCUCCUUAAAACGACACACAUAGGCACAGAAGAGGUCAGCUAUAUAAAGUGCAGACAAGGCGUCACGUUUCCACAAGGACGAUGUUUUACGAGCUGUGGCGUUAUUUUUUUCUACGUGUCUGCGUGCGGCGCAAGAGUCCAGUUCGGUUUUUACGUGAAGCUCCAAAAAUCUAUGAAAUGUGUUUGCAUGUUCUUCUCCGCGAGCAGGGAUGUAGAGGUGGGAUAGCAAGAAUCGAAAGGUUGGAGCCCAUACGCUCGCCUCCGAGAAAGUACGUUUUACCAUAAUUUAUCAUUCCGUUUCCCUUGCGCGUAUUUCUGGCGAGGGUUUAAAUAAUUCUACUGGGUGAGAAUUUGAUUUUUCCCUCUUUUUGACAUCAAUCCCCGCAGCAGGAACGGAGACGGACCGCUUGGACAGUGGGUUCCCUCCCCUCCGCUCGGAUCUGCUUUGCUUUCAGUUCGCAGUCAGAAAGAUGCGGCUGGGGGCGGGGCUCUAGAGCGCAGUCCAGCACCGUGGGGGCUUCUCAUUGGCUGAUUCUUCAGAGGGGGGCAGGCGGCACUCACACCCGGGGGCCCCCGUGAUCGGACGUCGGGCGCGGGCGGGGCGGACGGACGGACGGGCGAUGUCGGUCGGACGCGGGGAGUCGGAGAAGGCGCCCUGCGGGGAGGACCGCGACCCCGUGGCGGCCCCGGAGAGGCGGAACCGCAGCGGCAUCAUCAGCGAGCCGCUCAGCAAGAGCCUGAAGAAGUCGCGGGCGCUGUCCCAGUACACCGCCACCUGCUCGGCCGCCAACGGACUGUCCCGCAACGGCGUGGCCGCGCCCGCCUCCCACCGGCAGGGCUCGGGCGGGGCGCGGGCCGAGCGCGUUUCGGAACUGGCCCUGGAGGGGCAGAACGGGCUGCACUUCGCCCAGGCGGCGGAGAUCCUCAAGCGGGCCGGGAUGCUGCUGCCGGGGGAGCAGGGCACGGGGUCCGCCGACCUGGAGGCCGUCUCCGGGGGCGACGGCGUGGGGAGCCCGGCGGACUUCCCCUACCUGGGCGGCUUCCCGUUCAACCCCGGCCUCUUCAUCAUGACGCCGGCCGGGGUGUUCCUCGCCGACAGCGCCCUGCACAUGGCCGGGCUGGCGGAGUACCCCGCGCAGGGCGAGCUGGCGUCCGCCAUCGGCUCGGGGAAGAAGAAGCGCAAGCGCUGCGGCAUGUGCCAGCCCUGCCGCCGGCGCAUCAACUGCGAGCAGUGCAGCAGCUGCCGCAACCGCAAGACCGGGCACCAGAUCUGCAAGUUCCGCAAGUGCGAGGAGCUCAAGAAGAAACCGUCCGCUGCUCUGGAGAUCUGGUGAACAUGAGACGUGCCUAAUCCCUCAGAAGGUGAUGUUGCCGUCAGGAGCCGCAUUCCGAUGGUUCCAGUAGGACUCCGCCCCCAAAGCUCUGUCAUCAAGUGCAAUGCCCCCCUCCCCCGCUCACCUGGAUUAUCUAUGGCAUGGAUAUUCCUGCUGAAAACAAAACAAAAACAAAACGAAACAAGUGUACGGAACAAGACAAAAAGAAUAAAAAUAAUGGAUGCACCUACUUUUCUCCUGAACCAAAAAUAAACAUUACGAAGUCUACGGCAACUCUCAUUCCUUUUUUUUUAUGUUCGAUUUUGGUACCCUUUUGUCCUUUUUCAAAAAAAGCGUUUCAGUCACUUUCACACGGAACUGUUAAAUUGCCAAACGGAAAAAAAAAGUCUGACUGAGAGAGGACAAUCAACAGAUCUCUGUGUUUGGUGUAUAUGUUGUUCAUGUGUGGAAAGAUAAAAAAAAAAUAAAGUACUUGUGUAGAGAAUGUAAAUUUUACGGCUAUAUUUUAAAACCUAGUGACUAAUGACAAGCACUAUUGUAAUUUAGCACCAUUGUUCUUACUUACCACCUCCUGUAUUUUUGAUUGGUUCUUUUUUUUUGUCAUAAAUCUAUAGUUUUGCAAUUGCUCAAUGUUUGUUAUUAAAAUCUAAAAAAGGACAAAAAAAAAAAACGACUUUUGAGAUGUAGCAUCCCGUUUUCUGACCGAAGUUUUCUGGGAGGAUGCUCUGGUUCCUCCACCCAUUGGCCCUAAUUUUACCCGGCCCCAGUUUGGGUGACAUCAUCAUUAGCCAAUAGCUGGAAGCUAACUACAGCCCAAAAGCUUCCUUCUCUGCCAUUUUGAUGGAUUUUUAUUUUGUGAAACUGGCGACCUCGUGUUCCCCUGAUUUUCUACAGAGGGCUGUGGUUCUGAUGGGGUCCGGUUCUGUCCAGUCCAGGGGACCUGGUACCGGUCCCUUCCAAGCUUAAGCACUGACAGAAUCUCAUUUUCUCAUGAUGCUACCAGACCUACAUCUUUAAAAAAACAAAAACAACAAAAAAAAAGAAACAGUGAUGUUUGUAUUCAUUUAGAAAUUUGGGCUGGUUUUGUGAAUAAAAAUGAAUGCAUGUAUUUGUGUCAAAAAUUUACAGUUCUGAAGUCUGCGUUUAUGCAUGGUGUAUUUUGAUUUUACAAAAUAGGUAAUUAUUGCUGACAACAAAAACAUCAUCAACAACAACAAACAAAAAGACGCAGUAUGAAUAUUUCUCAGUUUGUUCCCAUUUUAUAAUAUAUGGCUUCACUUCACGUGAGUAAGCCAAAGUGAUUGGCAAUAUUAAAAAGGUUAAUGGAAUAUGUAAUUCUAUUUAUUUUGGGUGCUGACGGUAAUUUUAUAAUUCAGUGAUAUUAAAAGAAAUGUGAAAAUGA